Dioszegia hungarica is the source of this 1473-nucleotide messenger RNA. RefSeq lists its product as uncharacterized. The transcript is spliced from 7 exons. Gene Ontology annotation, biological process: phospholipid transport; mitochondrion organization. NCBI's taxonomy places the organism in Eukaryota, Fungi, Basidiomycota, Tremellomycetes, Tremellales, Bulleribasidiaceae. The record is from RefSeq and is a predicted model, not a curated record. Gene Ontology annotation, molecular function: lipid binding. The coding region runs from base 1 to 1473 and encodes 490 amino acids. Gene Ontology annotation, cellular component: ERMES complex; endoplasmic reticulum.
AUGUCGGUCCGCACAGUCGAGCCGGCUUCGAGUCAGUGGACCUUCACACAAGGCCUGAUCCUCGGCCAGGCCAGCUUUCUGCUGCUCACACUGGUUUUCAUACGCUAUGUCGUCUUCUCGCCUGCCGAUAGACGGGAUGGAGAGGACUGGAGGAAACGGAGAGAUGAGCGCGUACGAAAAUCACUAGCCGCUUCCAAUAAGCUACCGCCGCCACCUCCAUCCCAAAUCCUGGCGAAGACGAGCUAUGAUAUGUCGACUCACGCCGCGGAGUCCACGGGCUGGAUCAAUGUCCUCUUUGCUCAGGUGAUGCAGGGAUACCGGAACGAUCUGCUUUCGGCUGGAGGAGAAGAAGGGGCAAGGGUGAAGGUGGAGAAGUGGCUGAAUCCAGAAAGUGGAGCGAUGAGCUGGCUGGAUCCCAUCAAAGUGACUUCAAUAUCAUUAGGCACUUCAUACCCCUUGUUCUCAAAUGCGAGAAUACGACCCGCGGACGGGCAAGGGCAUCUGAGAGCCGAAAUAGAUAUGGACUACUCGGACGCAGUCUCAUUAUCACUCUCCACUGCCGUUCUCGUCAACUUCCCUCGACCUCGGUUCGCCGUCCUCCCCGUAUCACUAGGUGUCGAGCUCGCAGCGAUAGGUGGAACACUGAGCGUACAAAUACAUGAUCCUGUGGAAGGACGACAACACCUUCACGCCUGCCUUUUGCCCGACUUUCACUUGAAUCUCAAAACAACAUCUUUACUGGGAUCUCGAGCGAAGCUGCAAGACAUACCCAAACUCGAGCAACUCCUCCUCUCCCGUAUCCGCUCACUCAUACAAGACCGCAUUGUCCACCCCAAGACCUUCUCCUUCUCCCUCCCUCAGAUCCUCAAUAAUCGCACCAACCUCUCCUCCAAGGAGUUCAUGGCCGACCUAGGCGAAGAAGCCAAGGAAGUCAUGUCCCAAGCUGUCCGGCAGGGUCUCGGGCAGAUCGUGAAUGACCUCGGCCUCGGCGGGGACUCGGCGGAGACUUCUCAAGUCGGAACGGAUACGCGGGGGACGUCACUUGCUGGCGGUACCAACGGGCCGGAAAUGCGGGUGCAUUCCGCUACGCCUUCCGGAGCUGCAGGAGGAGGCGGGGGAAGGAAGAUUCAUAUGCCAGCUGGAUUCCCAGGCGGUUCGUCCUCAUCCCGCGCGACGCCCUUGCCCACGCCUGGCGUAGGCGGAUCAUCGAGGAUACCCCAGCCUUCUUUCAGUGGGGCAUACCAGACGCCCGGAGCCGGACCGGGAUCAGGUCUAGGCUCGACAUCCGCAUAUCGCAAUCCGGCGAUGUAUGCCGCGCAGCGGAAUUUGCCAUCUGCUGGAGGAGCUGCUAGUGGAUCGGGGGAUGAUGCGUUUAGGUUCCGAGGGCAGUUUGCGAGUCAGCCGGGCACGCCGGGUGCCGGUGGGGCGGAGGAUAGGAGGAGGGUGGGCGCGCUCAAUAGUAGAGCUGGGUGA